AUGGCGGAAGUGCGGCCCCCGGGGGUCGCGGGCUCGCGCCGGGGCCGGGGGCGGGGCGGAGGGCCAGGCCCGCGGCGUGCCCCCACCUGGGAGGUCUCGGACUCUGACACGGAGGGCGCAGUGCCCGCGGCCGGGGAGCGCGGGGCCGCGGCCGGGGAGCGCGGGGCCGCGGCCCGGGCUCCACGUCCCGAACGAGUCCUUAGGAGCCUGGUGGUGUGCGUGGACCCAGCGGUCCUGGAAGACGCUGGCGCCGACAUCCUGAUGGAGGCCUUGGGUGCGCUGGGCUGCGAAUGCCGCAUCGAGCCGCAGCGCCUGGCCCGCAGCCUGCAGUGGAGCCGAGGGUCCCCCGACCCCAGUGCCGUGCCUUCUGAGGUGCCAACUGAAGAUGGGCAGGAACUACUGCUGCUGCUGCUGGAGCCCCAGGAGUUUCUGCUGGGCGUUGCCCAGUUGACCCAGGUCUCAGGCCUACCUUCCUCCGUGCCCUGGAUUUCCCCUGAGAACCCCAGCUGCCCCCACCUGGCUGUCAUCGGCCUGGAUGCCUACCUCUGGUCUCCACGUCCCAGUGCCCAACAGCAGCUGGAGAAUCCAUCAGUGGCCCAGCAGGAGGCAGCCAUUGGCUGGCCAGAGGUGGAAGAGGCCCUCGUGCUCCUCCAACUCUUGGCAGACAUGGACGUGCUGCUGGUGGCCUCGUGGCAGGAGCUGAGUCAGCAUGUGUGUGCGCUCACUAAGGCCCUGGCCCAGCGCCCAAGCAAGCAGUACCGAGACACCCAGGCCUUUGCCUUCUGCACAGCAGGGCGCUGGGCCUCUGGCCAGCGAGUGACCAGAGAUGGCUCAGGACUCCAGGGAGUGUGGUGGAGGCAAAUUAGACAAUUUAAUCGCGUCAGCCCAGCUGUAGCUGAGGCCAUCGUCACUGCCUUCCCCUCCCCGCGCCUGCUGCAGGAGGCCCUCACUGCCUGCAGCUCGGAACAGGAGCGCCUGGGCCUCUUGGCUGACCUCCCUGUGAAUGCCCAAGGUGGGCGACCCCGCAGGGUGGGCCCCGACCUCUCCCGCCGUAUCUGCCUCUUCCUGAGCACCACCAACCCUGACCUCCUGCUGGACCUGGGGUCUUGACCAUGCCUGCAGGAUUCUUGUGGCCCGUGAGCAAGACAGAAUACAUACACACACACACACACACACACACACACACACACGCCUCUGGGAUAGGCCAGCAAGACUGGACCCUGACAGGCUGGCAAGGGGGUUAAGCACACCUUUACAGUAAAGACUGGGGUGAACUCAGCCCCUGGUUGUCAGGUAGGAGCUGAAGAGGUAAGGGGUGGCGCCCCUUGAGGGCAGCAGCCAGUCAGGGGCCCUGCUGUGGGAGCUUGGUGAAGGGCUGCAGGCCCAGGUGGGAAGUCAGAGGAUUCAGAACAGUACCCUAAAAUGCAGCCCCUCAGAGGCCUGGGGCGACGUGCAUGGGGAGCAGCAAGAGGGAAUCUCGAGGGAGAACUGCCUGCCCCUCCCAGGCUGGACCCCAGAGGAAAAGCACGGGAGCUGGGCCGCCAGGCCUGGGCGGGGCUCUUUAAUCUUACAGCA
This is a messenger RNA of Perognathus longimembris pacificus (Pacific pocket mouse), 1575 nucleotides long. RefSeq names its product essential meiotic structure-specific endonuclease subunit 2 (gene Eme2). NCBI's taxonomy places the organism in Eukaryota, Metazoa, Chordata, Mammalia, Rodentia, Heteromyidae. The transcript is spliced from 8 exons. Bases 1 to 1110 code for a protein of 369 amino acids. Gene Ontology annotation, cellular component: nucleus; Holliday junction resolvase complex. The record is from RefSeq and is a predicted model, not a curated record. Gene Ontology annotation, molecular function: nuclease activity; DNA binding. Gene Ontology annotation, biological process: resolution of meiotic recombination intermediates; double-strand break repair; replication fork processing.